CUCUCAGAUAUGCGAAUGCGCAACAUUGGAGCGUUCCGGACUAGUAUGAAACAACCCCCCCGCCCCGCAGUUCGAGACGUCAUCACUCGCAAGCACGUGGACGCUGGAGUGCGGAAGUGCGGAGAUUCACAUAAAUAAACUGUAUUGAUCUGAUCAUAUCACACAGUUCAUGUGGACAGGUGUCCGGAUGUCUCGUCCACAUGUGCUGUCUCUCUACAGGAGGGUCCUGCGCGUGGCACGCAGUUGGGAAGCUCAGUCUGCUCUUCCUCAGGACACCGACAGCGAGCGGAAAUACAUCGCUCAGGAGGCUCAAACCCUCUUCAGACAGAACCAGCAGAUAACAGAUCCACAAUCAAUCCAGAGAUGCAUUGAAGAGUGUGAAGCUCGGAUAGAGAUCGGACUGCAUUAUAGGAACCCCUAUCCCAGACCAACAUAUCUUCCACCGAUGGGUCUGGCCACUCAGAAAGGAAGAAAACUGCGAGCUCAGCAGAGACUGCGGAAACAAGCCAAACCUGUGUACCUACAGUCUCAGGAUGAGACCUGAGACCUCACAGUGUGCAGGACAUUGUGCUGAAAAACACCAGGGAACAUUAUUAAGUUUGACAGUUCAUGUUGUCCAUAGCUUAAAAAGACUGCAUUAUGAAACAGAUCAGUGCAAUUACUCUCACUGCCAGUGUAAAGCAGGAUGAAUGCUAAUGUUGACAGGUGUUAAAAGGUGUAUUUAUUUUGUUGUUAUAUACUACAUUGUAUUGCAUUCUAAGUGUCUAGCUGCGUUUCAAUGAGUUUAUUUCUCAUCAUUCAUUAAACUUUUGAGUUUUAACUAGAAA
Messenger RNA from Pimephales promelas (fathead minnow), 827 nucleotides. RefSeq names its product LYR motif containing 1 (gene lyrm1). Lineage: Eukaryota; Metazoa; Chordata; Actinopteri; Cypriniformes; Leuciscidae. The record is from RefSeq and is a predicted model, not a curated record. Gene Ontology annotation, cellular component: mitochondrion.